ACACAUUAGUGGAAAUCUUGGAAAAUCUUUAUCAAUAACGCAAUUCCGAAAGAAAUUAAUUAUCAUUCUAUAAAAACAAACUAUCUGGAUUAUUAUUUGAGAGCUUAAUUAUAUUUUACUAAUUUAUUUUAGCAAAUAUUCAAAGUAAAGUAGUUCAAGGUAGAGGAAGCCUAACCUCCAACACUUGCAUACCAUUACGGAAAAGUAAUUAAUCAUUGUAAAACUUCUAUUUCUAUAUUAACAGAAGUUGCAGAGCACUAUUUUGUAAUGAGAUCAAGCUCAUAAAUCUCACUUUUUAACAUAUUAAAUAUAUUAAAUUGAUCUGAAAAACUUUGAAGACCACGUGAAAAAUCACAAUUUUCAAACACUUAUAUUUCUAAAAAUACAGAAAUUCUUACAAAACAAAUUACCACACAUGAAAGAAGGAAUUUUGAUGUACAUUACCUGUAAAUUUCAAAUUCCUAAGCUCCAAAAAAGUGUAUUUGUAGUUUUUUGUGUUCGAGACAUGUUGAGUGGAGCUUGACUCAAGCAGCCUGCACAUCCUUUUGUUUAAAUAAAAUAAGAAUCUACUCUCUGUUAGUUUCUGUGGGAAUAGUUUAAUCUAACUUAAAAUUUGAAAUAGUGAACUGAAUUAUUGUGAUGGAGAUUCAAAACUUAAAAUGUUUAUGAACUCCAAAAGUUAGUCAAAAUGGCGGCACACUAUAAAUACCUGUGGAGACGUCAGCUCGAGACAGUCAGCAGCCAAAUUUCUGAAUCUCCAGACCAUUCAUGUUAUAAGUGUUUUCUGUGUGCCAAUGUAGUCAAUAUCCGCUGCCCGAAAAACUUUGCAGUGUGCUUGGGCUGAGAGGCGAGACGGACAACGGACAACGAGCGCAUCAAACAACGGUGAAGAGGACCGCUGCGUGCUGAAUCGGACGGAGCCUACACGGGGACCACGACGACGCUGCAUGACUGGACCAACUCCGCCGCUGAGAGCAUCACCGACAUCCACGGCCAUAAGACGACCUCUAUGCUGAACCCGAUCGCUCAAACAAACCAGGUCAUAUUGAUAAAAUAUCCAUAGUAAAUUGAGAAAUUCAUAAGAACACCCUUGGAAAGAACAUUCAAUUAAUUUCAUGAAGGCUUGAAAGUGCAAUAAAUUAUCAAACUUAUUCAAAACAUCCACACCCUGAUUAUAAAAUUGAAUUAAAACGUUGAUCAGAAUCUCUAAAAGGAAUUUUUUAUUUCAUAGAUUAUAAGUGACUCUAUGAGAGGCUAUCUUCUUGGCUCGAAAAUUCUUCAUCUAUGACCUACAAACGUGGGCCAUUUCUGACACAUGGCGCCCAACUAGUGUUGCAUUAAGUUUGAUUAAUAAUUGCACAAGCCAAUAUUAGAUCUUUUUCAAUUUCACCAAAUUAAUUUAUUUACAACAAUUUUUUGAGGCGACUCAUUUGCGCUCAGUUUAGUCACAAUCCGUAUAUGAUUUAUCAAUACGGGAGAUCAAAGAUCAAUGUCAUAAUAAUUUUUGACUCAAAUAUUCAAAGAAAUUCUCAAAUUAUCAGAAUUCAUAAGCAUAUUGAAUUUGUCUAUUCCCACAGAAACAGUUUGUCUAAGAUUUCUCGUAUUAUUUUGUGUUUGAUGUUUAUUUUGCACGUUUGGAGAUUCUCAUAGGAAUGUAAUUUGGCUGCAUGAAUUUUUGUGUUUGAAAUUUUAUGUUUGAAAUUUUCCAAGAUAAAUUCUUUCAGUUAUCGUAAUUGUUGCUAUUAGUGCCCUAAAAUUGAUUUUAGUUUUGAUAAUAAUAUUACCUGGAGUUUAUAGAAUAGGAAAGGUUAAUCUAAAAAGAUGGCUAAUAAUAAUAAUGCCGAAUCCGAAUCUCAAGAUAGAUUACCAAACAAUGAAUUCAGUAGAGAAAGUUUGGCCCUCUUAUCAUCAACACAAGUUGAAGGAAACAAAUCCGAAUCUAGUGAAACUCAUUUUUCUCCCACUUCAAUAAGAAAUUCUGCUAGUUCUCCUCAAGCUAGUAAUAAAGACGAUAAUGAAGUUACUUUAAAAAGUCUAGCCGAAUCAAUGAAGAGUCUUUUUGCUAUGCAGCUUAGUCAUAGGAAUUUAACUGAAGAGAUUAAAAAUAGUACUCAACAAGUAACAGCUCAGUUCUCAGCUAAGGUUGAAGAGCAUUCCGAGAAAAUUUCAGAGAAUAGACAAGCAAUCAUAGAGAUAAAUGACAAGAUAAGUCAGAUUAAAGAACAGGAAAUGGUAAACGUUCGCGUUCAUUUACAAAGUCAGAUUAACGAAACACAUGCCGAAAUUACUAAAAUAAAAGAAACCUGUCUUAUCAAUGAACUAGUGAAGGAAAAAUCACCUAAUGGAUAUGAGGUAUGUGGUGCAUCCAAUCUGUUAGCAAAUCUAGGUCAAUUCGAUAAUACCCCGAAAACCCCGCAACCAAAAGAAUUCAUGAAUCAAAUCAUAGCUAUAAAUGAACUUCAAACAAUACCAUGGAAAAUCUGGCGUCUACAGCUUGUGGCUCAGCAUCUCAGAGGUGAAGCUCUAACAUUCUUUAGAAGUCGUAUGGAGGAUUUUAAUAAUUUGGGUGACUUCACUAAGGCAUUCCUAGACCGAUUCUGGUCCUUAUCAAAACAACAAACUGUUUUAAACAAGAUAAUAACAUGCAGUUUCAAUAGUAGAACAGAUACAUAUAGCGAUUUUGCAGCAGAAAUAAAAUAUUUCAACUCUUUAUUAGAUAACCCACUUUCCGAAAUUAAUUUGGUUCAGAUAAUAACACAGAAAUUCCCUUACAACGUUCAGCUAGCACUCUCUUGUCCUCAAAUCAAUAAUCUGCGUGACUUGGAAGAUUGUCUGAAUAGAAUUCAGACAAUAAACGACAACAACCCACGAGUCAAUCACAAAAGACUCGACGCAACCAACAACGACGAGCGGCUAUCAGCAGGCAUCAGAGAAGCAGACAGCACGUAUCCUGAGAGUCGCAGAUGGGAGCCUCGUAGAUGGGAGCCUAGUGGAUGGGAGCCUCGUAGAUUGGAGCCUAGCAGGCAGGAAGCAGGCCGAAGGACGUAUGAAGGAGGAGACGGACCGCGACAGCAACAGCAACAGCCGCGACAGCAGGACCAGCGCCAGCAGCAGCAGAAUCAGAGACCGCAGGAACAACGCCAACAACACCGCGACAAUCAACGCAGAUUUCACGAGAGUCAGCAUGUGAGAGAUGGAGGUUCCCACGCCAACAAGCAGACACACUCGCCAAACCCGCCACAGAGCCCGAAGCCGAGUGAUGCGCGACCGAGCCACCCUCACAGCAGCGACCCCAGCAACAACAAUCCAUGUAGCAAGAAUUCAAAUUCAGGGACACCAAUGAAAAAAAUCUGACAACUAAAAGAAAGGAUAGUACCGAUAGAAGAAGAAACAAUCGAGAGAAUUACGCCGAAAUCGAGUGCUAUCCUUCAACCAGACGCAAAUGUGGGAGAUAACAUAAACAAUAAUUAUGAUGAUUCGGAGAUGUCUGAAACUUGUACUAAGGAUUACGAAAUUAAUCAAAUGAAAUUAUUCAGGCCUAGUAAGCUGUAUAGUACUUAUAAUGAAAGAGAGAUAAGUGGGAGUAAUCGGAAGAAAGAAAAAACCGAAGGUAUAAUGAAUGUAGAUCGUGUGAAUAAUGUCGAUUGUGUAGGGAUUGUUGAUUGUAUUAAGGAAAUAGAAUUUAGAAAACAAAACAGUGAUGAGGAGUCUGAAGCAAAGAAGAGGAAACACACUCGUUUUAAAGAAAAUACUCCAAAUAGAGUACGGGAAAGAGAAUACAUUUUUCAUGAAAAGAACAACAAUCACACAUCACACGCGAGAUACCGAUGUUCGCGUAUAAGAAAUCGAAAACGUACGCGCUUCAAAAAGCAUUGUGAACAGGCGGAUUGCUCAAAUGAAACUACUGGCAAUGGAAAAGAAAUUGAAACAGACCGUAAUACUUUAUCGGAAAUAACGGCUUUUGGAAAGAGACCACUGCGAAACAGAGAUAGCCUACCCUUGAUUAACGAAACUGAUAAACAGGCCUACUACGAAAGAAGAAAUAAUUUUGAACCUAUUUCGAAUGAUAACGAAACCGCUACUAGCUCCAAACUACUAAAUAAAUCAAUCAGAUAUUUCCCAGAGGACGAAAGUUCCACCCCCAUGAAAUUAAGAACCAUAUUCAGAGACGAGAUAAUCGCUGAUUUAUUAGAAGAAGAUACAGGACAUGAAGAAAACGAAUUAAAACAAUUUCAAGCAUUUAUCGAAUGUAAUCUGUACGGUAAGAAAGUGCAAGCAUUGAUAGACACUGGUGCACAAUGCAGUAUUAUUCAAGCUGAUCUAUUCUCCAGUAUAGAGUCAAAGCAGAGAAUUGAAACCCUACCGCUUAGUUCGACCUAUAUUCAAGGAAUAAAUCCGAGUCGCCGAGUAAAAAUUCAAAAACAAUGCCUGCUAGAAAUACCGAUGUUAAAUAAUGUAGUACUCUCUCACACAUUCCUCGUUUAUCCAGCAUCCUGUCCAGAUCUUAUCAUUGGCGUUGAUUUUUUGAAAUACUACCAAGCUAUCAUUGAUUUGACCAAUAUGACACUAUCCAUUCGCCAAGGAAGAGAGGGAGCUAUGCUAACCACUCCACUCAUUUUAGAAGCGCAACACGUAGAUACUCCUAAAAUAAGAGUGAUCGAACAAGGACCAAGUGAUAGGCCUACACACAUGCGUGAAGAAGGAGACGACGAUUUCGUGAGAUUGGACACUGAACAAUGGCAAUGUAGAGAGUCUGAUGAAACCAAGGAUAAACAAUUAUUCGAAGCAUUAUUAAAUGACAUUCGCUAUAGUGAUGAGUAUCCAGAAGAGGGAAAAACUGAAAUAAUUGAACUAUUACGCGAGCAUGAGGACGUAUUCUCGGAAACACCAGGUCGUGCAACCCAUUUUAAAUGUCAACUUAACGUUAAACCACAUAAAGCAUACUACAAGAAGAAUUAUUCAAUACCCUUCACAUUACGAAAUGCAGCACAGAUUGAAAUAGAUCGUAUGGAGAGAUUAGGAGUUGUAGAACCUUCUUUUUCACCUUACAGUUUACCCAUAGUCUGUGUUGGCAAAAAAGACAAUACUGUGAGAUUAUGCUUAGACGCUCGUCCUCUAAAUAAUAUCCUGGAGGAUGACCGAGAAACACCUAUGCAAAUUGAUGAGGCACUACAAACGUUUCACGGAAAAUCCAUAUAUUCAACCGUUGAUCUUAGUUCUGGUUAUUGGCAAGUAGAGGUAGCAGAAGAGUCACGUGAUUACUUAUCAUUUCUAUUCAAUGGAAGGAAUUUACGUUUUACAAGACUUGCCUUUGGUAUACGAAACGCAAUGGCUAUUUUCAUCAAGUGCUUACGACAAGCCCUGGGAGAGGAUAUUGCGGAAUUUUGCACGGUAUACGUAGAUGAUGCUUUAGUUGCCUCACACACUAUACACGAGCACUGUCAUCAUUUAAACACAAUCUUCCAGCGUCUAAGAGAAAAUGGGCUUAAGCUAAGGUUAUCAAAAUGCAAUCUAUUUAAACGACAGGUACAUUUCUUAGGGCAUAUUAUAAAUGAAAAAGGUAUCACUCAGAAUGAGGAGAAAAUAUUAGCAAUCAGAAAUUUUCCUUCGCCAAAGAAUCGAAAACAAUUACAAAAGUUUAUAGGCUUUCUACAAUUUUACAGGAAAUUCAGUAAGAAUUUGUCUCAUUACACCAAGCAAUUCAGUCAUAUACUUUCGUCAAAAAAUUUGUGGAGAUGGAGUGAUGAAGAAGAGAGAGUUUUUUGUGAAAUAAAGGAACGUUUCUUGGAAGUAGUUAUGCUGCAUCACCCCGAUUUAUCAAAACCAUUUUUCAUAAACGUGGAUGCGUCGCAUUAUGCCAUAGGGGCUGAAAUUUUUCAGUUCGAUAAGAAUAAUGAAAAAGGCAUUAUAGCUUUCUACAGCAAAACUUUGAACAAUGCACAGAGAAAAUAUUCGGUGACAGAAAAAGAAUUGUUAAGUCUAUUAGAAGUAUGUUUACGAUACCGCACUCUACUUCUGGGACAGAAAAUUUUUGUCAACACAGAUCAUAAAGCUUUAACAUUUUUCAGAACUGCAAAAUUGACAAACAAUCGCAUCUCUCGUUGGUUUUUAGCGCUACAAGAAUUCAAUUUAGAACUAACACACCUUCCAGGAAAGAGUAAUCAAACCGCAGAUUUUUUGUCACGAGAAAUAGAUGCUACUUACAACAACGAAACAACCUUCAAUUGCUAUACUACAGAUUACAUACAAGGUGUGCCGUUUCCAGUUAAUAUAGCUCCUCUAGUACACAAAAGACUGCUAACUCCUUCAAAAAUACAGGAAGCUCAAACAGACGAUCCACACUUGAAUGACAUAAUCAAAAAAUACUAAGUACUUGCAUGUACAAACAUCUUCUAUGUUAAAUAAGUGUAUUUAUCAUUGUUUAAUAAUUUGUGUUGAUCAUAAUAAUCUAAGCAGAACUUGAAAUGAAAAAUUAUAAAAAAAAAAAAAAAAAAAAAAAAUCACGAGAAUUAAAACUCGCAAAAAUAAUAAGUACUUGCAUGUACGAACAUCUUCUAUGUUGAAUAAGUGUACUUAUAAAUGUUUAAUAAUUUAUGUUGAUCAUAAUAAUCAAAGUAGAACUUAAAAUGAAAAAUUAUAAAAAAUCACGAGAAUUAAACCUCGCAAAAAUACUAAGUACUUGCAUGUACAACAUCUUCAAUGUCGAAUAAGUGUAGUCAUAAUAAUCAAUGAUAGAGUAGAUAAAAUGAAUAAUAAGGAAAUAUUUCACAAGACGUUUUAUGUAUUUUCCACCGACCAACUGGAAUUAGUCACUCGCCGGAAAGGGAGCCUAUGUCACGACUAGCUCAAUAUUUCCUUGGAAAAUCAUGAUUAUGGAGAGGAAAAUGGAAAUUAAAAAAGAAAAACUAGCCUCACCAAACACAUUAGUGGAAAUCUUGGAAAAUCUUUAUCAAUAACGCAAUUCCGAAAGAAAUUAAUUAUCACUCUAUAAAAACAAACUAUCUGGAUUAUUAUUUGAGAGCUUAAUUAUAUUUUACUAAUUUAUUUUAGCAAAUAUUCAAAGUAAAGUAGUUCAAGGUAGAGGAAGCCUAACCUCCAACACUUGCAUACCAUUACGGAAAAGUAAUUAAUCAUUGUAAAACUUCUAUUUCUAUAUUAACAGAAGUUGCAGAGCACUAUUUUGUAAUGAGAUCAAGCUCAUAAAUCUCACUUUUUAACAUAUUAAAUAUAUUAAAUUGAUCUGAAAAACUUUGAAGACCACGUGAAAAAUCACAAUUUUCAAACACUUAUAUUUCUAAAAAUACAGAAAUUCUUACAAAACAAAUUACCACACAUGAAAGAAGGAAUUUUGAUGUACAUUACCUGUAAAUUUCAAAUUCCUAAGCUCCAAAAAAGUGUAUUUGUAGUUUUUUGUGUUCGAGACAUGUUGAGUGGAGCUUGACUCAAGCAGCCUGCACAUCCUUUUGUUUAAAUAAAAUAAGAAUCUACUCUCUGUUAGUUUCUGUGGGAAUAGUUUAAUCUAACUUAAAAUUUGAAAUAGUGAACUGAAUUAUUGUGAUGGAGAUUCAAAACUUAAAAUGUUUAUGAACUCCAAAAGUUAGUCAAAAUGGCGGCACACUAUAAAUACCUGUGGAGACGUCAGCUCGAGACAGUCAGCAGCCAAAUUUCUGAAUCUCCAGACCAUUCAUGUUAUAAGUGUUUUCUGUGUGCCAAUGUAGUCAAUAUCCGGUGAGUCGCCUCAAAGUUAUCUCAAAGUCAUUUCAAAGUAUUCUCAAGUUUAUUCAAUUUUACAUCGAAUUUAUUAUAUCUAAACCAUUCAUGAACUUUUAAAAAUUUGUUUAAUGUAACUCUUUUUAACAAUUCAGUUCGAGAGCGAUUAUAAAUUUUUCUAUACAGAUUUAAUUCUGAAUCAUUAUAAUUUUGAAUUCAUUCAGUUUACUCAGAAACUUUUGCAAUAUUUAAACUACCUACGAAGACAAGUGAAUUAUAUAAGAUGAGCUGUAUAAUUUUGUGCUGAUAGAUCACACAUUGUUGAAUUAAUAAUACGUUCAAUCAAUUUUCUUUUUGUCAAUAGCCAAGAUAAUUUUUGAAUUCA
Messenger RNA from Nilaparvata lugens (brown planthopper), 8095 nucleotides. RefSeq lists its product as uncharacterized. The record is from RefSeq and is a predicted model, not a curated record. The transcript is spliced from 2 exons. Lineage: Eukaryota; Metazoa; Arthropoda; Insecta; Hemiptera; Delphacidae. Bases 1822 to 3354 code for a protein of 510 amino acids.